Messenger RNA from Sardina pilchardus (European sardine), 1774 nucleotides. RefSeq lists its product as uncharacterized. The coding region runs from base 892 to 1719 and encodes 275 amino acids. The record is from RefSeq and is a predicted model, not a curated record. The transcript is spliced from 15 exons. Lineage: Eukaryota; Metazoa; Chordata; Actinopteri; Clupeiformes; Clupeidae.
GCCUCUGUGUCUGUGUGAAUCUGACGUGAAGUGAAAACCACAUCCUGUCAGAGAGAGAAUACUUAGAAGAGUUCAACAUUUGCUUUAUUAGAGCGAGACGAUGACAAUGGCAAUGAGAGAGAGAAGGAGGAUCACAUCAACUUAGAAAAAUGAAAAAAGUGUUGCCAUGCCUAUUUGCUUGUAUCUCUCUUGUCGUGUGUGUGUCUGUGUUGGUGUAUUUAUAUGCACCCACGAAGAAUGACGACAAAAACAACAUCCAGUCAAAUCUGAAUAAAACUCAUCCAGUUCAAUCUGUUGUUGAUGUUAUAUUCCGACUUGAUUAUUAUGAUGCUGAUUCUGAGUAUGAGGAUCAACCAGAUAACACAACAACUCUCAAGAAGAAUGCAUCAGCCACAGCUGAAUCUGUUGAUCCACUAUUCAUAUUUGAUUAUGACUAUACUGAUCAACAAAACAACACAGACAGACCAUACAACGACUCUCAGCCCUAGUGCCUCUACCAACCCACAUGAUGAAUGAGACACGACACUUGGACAUGAGGAUCACCUUGAAGGCACACCUGCCUCCAUUUUGGAUGAGGAUUAUGUUGACAUGUCUUUGUCUGCCUUUGUGUAUUUAUGUGUAUCCAAAAAGAAUGACAACAAAAACGACAUGCAGUCAAAUCAACCAGAUAAAAACGACAUCCAUCAUGAUGCUGAUUCUGAGUAUGAGGAUCAACCAGAUAACACAACAACUCUCAAGAAGAAUGCAUCAGCCACAGCUAUAACUGUUGAAUCACUAUUCAUAUUUGAUGGUGAUGAUAAUGGUUUUGAUGACUAUGAGUAUACCGAUCAACAAAACAACACAGACCAUACAACGACUCAGCCCUCGUCCCUCAACCAACCCACAUGAUGAAUGAGACACUUGGACAUGAGGAAGAAACACCUUGAAGAUACACCUGCCUCCAUUUUGGAUGAGGAUUAUGUUGACAACACUCAUCGUGCAACCAACAUGAUGUCAGACACUCAUCGUGCAACCAACAUGAUGUCAGACACUCAUCGUGCAACCAACAUGAUGUCAGACACUCAUCGUGCAACCAACAUGAUGUCAGAUCCUCCCCGUGCAAACUACAUGACGCUAGACUCACCUCAUCCAAGCCACACAGUGCUAGACACUCCUCGUGCACACAACAUGAUGCUAGACACACCUCAACCAGGCCAGAUAUUGAGGGACAUAGGCAUUACAAAGGUUCUGGGGAUGCUGGCCCAGGUCCUGCAGGAAAAUAAGGAGAUGAGGGGAGAGAUUUCUAAACUGUCUCAGGAGGUCAGAUGCCUGAGAAGAGAGAUCGGGAGCAGGGAGUCAGAGGAAGCACCGUGCUCAAUAAAAUUACCUCUGGGUGACGAGGAAGGGUUUGACCAGGCAGAAACAAUCCUGCGGGAACCUUCCGAAAAAAAAAAAAUGGUGUCUUUCUUUGCCCUCGUUGGCGGCCACACGGCCGAGAUCAUAACUCGAAGAAUGCUGGGCCAAGCUAUGACUAACAGCCUGGCCUGCCACUUCAAUUGGGCUGGCAAAGGCCAGAAGAGAGCAUUUAAAAACACUGUGCUGCAUGAUGUCAUGUUUGCGGCACUCCAGAAACAGCUUUCGGGAAGCACAGCAGUGGUUUUCGGGGAAACGGUGAAGAAGUGGCUAAAAUAUGCCCCCGAGAGGGAAGGUGGUGUUCCCAGGAACGCACAGCAAGAUUGACAGUGAAUAAGACUGACGAACGUUGAAAAGAAAUAAAUAAAAAAAAAUUCCUGAC